Messenger RNA from Anthostomella pinea, 3081 nucleotides. The record is from the annotation of a GenBank genome assembly. Lineage: Eukaryota; Fungi; Ascomycota; Sordariomycetes; Xylariales; Xylariaceae.
AUGGCGGGGAAGACGUUGGGGUUUGCGCCCACGUCAUGGCCGUAUCUGGGUAUGAGUAAGUCAUCGGCCUGGUACUCACUGAAGGGCGCGAUCGAGGAUCGCUUAUCUCUGAUGCCCGGUUCGCUCAUCCGGAUCGCCUCACUCGAGAAACACGACUUCAAGAUGUUGCAAAAGACACAGACUGGGACUUGGCUGCCAGCAUGGGUACCGCAGUCCACCGUGACUGUAUCAGUCUUGCUCGUGCUGUGCUCGAUCGUGCAAUCAGCAACGGGCGGCUAUGACGGCUCCAUGCUCAACGGCCUCAACAUCCUGCCGUCGUACACGGAUUACUUCCAACUCACAGCAGCGACCACGGGCCUGAACACCGCCUCCGUGUUUCUGGGAGCCACCAUAGGGACGCUGUCGUCGGGCAUCAUCACCGAUAGGCUAGGCCGGCGUCCGGCCAUCUUCUGGGCUUCGGUGAUCACGCUUCUCGGCAUCGUGAUCCAGACUGCGGCGCAGAAUAUCGCCAUCGUGGGUGCGCUGAUUGCUGCGGGCAUCACACUCGGAACCGGUCAAUGGCAAUCAACUUGGGCGUGGCGGCUACCGUCUCUCAUUCAGGGUAUUUUCUCAGUACUCUGCAUCUUCAUCUUGCCUUUCGUCCCUGAGUCCCCGCGCUGGCUAGUCCACGAGGGGUUCUUCGAGUACGCGCGUAUCUCGGUCGCGCAGACCAACUCGAACAGUGACCUCUCGGACCCUGUAGCGAUCACUGUCUACAAGGAAAUCCUCGACACGCUAGAAUGGGAGAAGAAAGAAGGCCGAACGAUGAGCCCCCUAGAAAUCGUCAAGACCCCAACUGCGCGAAAACGUCUCCUCAUCGGCAUGUCGGCCGGGCCCUUCUCGUGCAUCGCCGGCAACAUCAUCGCGUCGUACUAUCUGGGCGCCGAACUCGCGACAGCAGGUAUCACGGACUCGACGGACCAGCUGAAAGCCAACGUCGUCCUGAACGUCUGGUGUCUCGCCUGCGCCCUCGGCGGCACGCACCUCGCCGCGAGAUGGGGGCGCAAACCGACGGCGCUUACCUCGCAGACUCUCCUGAUUAUCUGCCUCUUCGUAAUCGGAGGUCUCACCAAGAAGUACUCCGAUGACCCGGAUAAUGCAACGCAGAGCCUGGUGUACGGUGAUGUCGCAGUGAUGUUCCUGUUCCAGGGCUUCUACUCCAUCGCGUGGACGCCGCUGCUGUACCUGUACCCCCCUGAGAUCAUGAACUAUUCGAUUCGCGCCAAUGGGCUCGCGUUCUCGGCCUUUAUGCUGAACGUGCUGGCGUGUGUGUUUGUGUUCAUCAUGCCGAUUGGUCUGGAGAACAUCGGCUGGAAGAUGUACAUGGUCAACGGGUCGUGGGAUGUUGUGAUCGCUGUACUCAUUGCUGUGUUUUGGGUCGAGACGAAAGGCAGGACACUCGAAGAGAUUGAUGCGAUUUUCGAGGGCCACAAGCACUCGUCGGUUCCAGAUGUUGAGAAGGUUCGGCUGGGACAGGAGAAGGUUGAUGUAGCUGCGAUCGAACAGCAACUCCAGCGGACGUUGAGACUGUCAAGUCUCAAUGAUGCUGUCAUACAGGUAGCUGCCGUCGAAGCGGAUUGUUACAGCACACGAAAGCGUAUCGGAUCCGUCGCGGCCGUCCAGGCGAAGUACAUCGUCCCGGGAGCGAGAUGGCGCGACACCGAUGGUUACCUCGUCAACGCCCACGCCGGGAACGUGGUCCUGAAUAACGGGACGUUCUGGUGGUUCGGGGAAUACAAGAUUGAAGGGCAGGAAGAAGGCGGUGGUGUUUCCGUCUACAGCUCUGAUGACCUGGCAACAUGGGAGUCGCACGGUCUGGCUUUGGAACCGGUCGAGGGACACCCGUACAUCUCGCCCGAAAUGAUCAUCCAGCGGCCGAAGGUCGUGUACAGUGAGCCUACGGGGCAGUACCACAUGUGGUGGCACGCUGACAAGUCGAGUUACGGACUCUUACUCCAGGGGCUGGCAACCUCGGAUACUAUCGCUGGACCCUACACUUUCGCCAACGCCACAGCCCCUCUGGGGAACUGGUCCCAGGACUUCGGCAUGUUCACGGACUACAAGGACGGUCGCUCGUACGCCUUGUACUCCAAUGGAGACAGUGUUGAAGGACGAGAUAUAUACCUGACUUCCUACAACGAAGAGGUCUCCGCCCUUGACAGUGUGACGCACCGCUUCGACAAGUACGAUCUCGAAGCCCCAUCGAUCGUGCAGACAGACAAGAGUUACUACGCAUUGAUGAGUCACAAGACUGGAUACCGGCCCAAUAAUGUCGUUGCGUUCAGGGCAGACAGCCUGAGCGGAGCAUGGUCUCAGCCGUGGAUUGUCGCACCACUGAACACUAGGACUUUCAACUCGCAGUCUGGAUUCACCUUGAGAAUCCAAGGAGAGAAACAGACUACCUAUUUGUAUUUGGGCGAUCAGGCAGGCCGACCCAAUGUUUGGGACUCCAACUCGCUAUGGGAGAGUCGGUACAUAUGGCUGCCAAUGGCUAUCGACGACGAGAAGAAGUCGCUUGAACUUCAGUGGCAUGAUAUCUACGACUUGGAUGUCAAGUCAGGCGAGUGGAAACCCGUGGAGGGCACGGCGUAUCACGGCAGCGACGCAACCACGAACGGAACUGCUUUCAAGCAAGAAGCGAACUUUGCCAGCAACGGCAUGAUAUUGACGGGGAUAUACGGCAAUGACAGCACCGUCACCUUCAGUGGGAUACAAGGGACCGGCAAGCCCCAAUGGGUUUCUUUUUACUACCAGAACACCGACGACAUGGGCUUCGGCGAUCAACCGGGUGGAUCUCCUGACCGAAUCGGCGGCGCAUGGCAGCUCCGUCGCGCCAGCAGCGUGGUGGUAAAUGGCAAUACCGAAGACCUCGAGACACUGUUCCAAAGAGAUACCCACAAGGGUAUCAUCCUGUCGACGCCGCUGCAGUUGACCUUGGAGGAGGGCUCGGCGAACACCAUCACGAUUGGCGGGCUGUAUAACGGAAUCGACUACAAAGGCGCGGACAUUGACAAGAUUGUUGUCUAUCCGCCAGAGUCGUAG